GAAAAAGUAGUUUAGUCUACUCCUUUAACAAAAGGUGUGUCGAACAUUGUCGUUCGACCGACUAUAAUUCAUAUAAUUGAAAUAGUGGACCGCGAUAUGAAUAUACAGUUCUCUAAAUGUUGCGCGUGUAUCGUUGCGUUAUCAAUAUGUUUCCCGGCUACUUACGCGUUUACUGAAAACGGUUUCGUUGUAGGGUCAUCGUCUCUGGAUGAUUUGUCGCAGACGGUUCGUGCGGCAUUUGGAAAAACGGAAGAAAUAUGGGAAGUAAAGAAGGAACCGUUGGACAAAGGGGAACAGAGAACAUAUUUAACCGAGGAAAAUGAAAAUUGCACGGAUCGUUCGAUUCAUGAUUUUCCCGCGGAUUUGUUCACGGACGAGCAACGUCGACAAGGGGCAGUGGUGUUACACGCGUUCUUUGGAUUCUAUUGUUUCGUGUUGACGGCAUUCAUUUGCCACGAUUACCUGUUACCGUCUGUCGAACUUAUCUGUACCAACAUGAACAUAAGCACCGACGUUGCUGGCGCGACAUUUCUCGCGAUGGCCAGCUCUUUUCCGGAAAUGUUCGUGAACGUGGUUGGAACGUUCCUGACCGAAUCGGAUCUGGGCGCAGGGACCGUGGUCGGUAGCGCGGUCUUCGAUACUUUCGCAACCCCUGCUUGCGGAGCGUUGACGGCUCUCUGUGCAAUCUCCUUGGAAUGGCGCGUAUUGACACGGGAUUGCACGAUGUACGUGAUAUCUGUCGGAACGCUGGUAUUAAUAAUGUGGGAUCAACGGAUAGUUUGGUACGAAGCCGUCAGCUUGCUAGUAUUAUUCUUCGCCUAUCUAGUAUUGCUGUUUGCCGGUAAAAGUAUCCUAGGUUGUUACCGCGAAACCUCUUGUUCCAGUUCCAAAAAGAAGCGUUUCGACAUUGACGGUAACAACUCGACUCCCAAUGAAUCGUACAAAUCGCAGAACGAUUCGGUCGUAAAUCAUCCGGAAAAGCGUAAGGACGGAGGCAACGAAGCGGAGAACGGAGGAGAAGGAUCUUUGGAGAAAUUGGCGGAACCUUCGGAAGCAGCAAGUCCGUUCGUUUGGCCGGAGGAACGAUCUCUGACCAAGAAAUGUUGGUUCCUCUUCUGUUGGCCGUUGAAAUUUCUGCUGUUCGCGACGAUACCGGAUUGCAGAACAGAACGGUUGAUGAAAUGGUAUCCGUUGACGUUCGUCAUGUGCGUGAUUUGGAUCGGGUUAUCUUCCUAUUUUGUCUCUUGGAUGAUGACCGUGGUCGGUGACACCGCAGGAAUCCCAGAUUCCAUAAUGGGCAUUACGUUUUUAGCUGCCGGAGGAAAUAUACCGGAGAUGGCCUCCAUUGUCAUUUUAGCAAGACAGGGUGACGGAAACAUGGCGAUGAGCAAUACAUUGGGGGCAAAUAUUCUCGACAUCUUGCUAUGCCUGGGUCUACCAUGGACGAUAAAGUGUCUGAUGUCUGGGAAAGACGUGGAAAUCGUUUCAGGAGCUCUGUCCUACAGCGUACUUUCUAUCGUGAUUUGCAUAAUCGCGCUCUACGCGGUCAUAGCAUUCUUCGGCUUCAAAUUGAACAAAAAAGUGGGAUUAAUCUGUCUGUUGUUGUACACGAUAUUCUUGGUGUUCGCCAUUCUUGUAGAAAUGAAUGUAUUUUACUUGGUUAAUUUACCGAUGUGCGAUUAACGAAACGAACAAUUAGUUUCUUCGGUCUUUUAUCUCGUUACGCUCGCACGUAAGUACCUAAAUACUUAUUUAUAUAAGUACUUGACAUAAUGCCGGGGUAAUCUAACACGAUUGCCGUUUCGCCUGUUUUAUACGGUAUCGAAUCGCUCGUCAACCUAAACGAGAAUCAUUUGCACGUUAUCAAGGUACAUAAUCUUUCGCUGUAUCUCUAUCUCAUUCUUUUACCUUUUUUUCUAUUCUUACAUUGUUUCAUCGUCACGAUAAGUAUAGGUAUGUAACAGUUGUACGCUCGUUAACUCAUCUACUUACUUGAAAAGGUAAACCGAACACAGAAUCGAAGGAAGAAAUCAAGAUUUUGACGCAUAUUCAAACGAUAUUGAAUAGAGAAUAAUUUAUUUUGACGAGUCGAAAGUAAAAGGUACUUACUUUGUUAGAAAGAAUAGCGCGCAACGAGAACGGAAGUCGAUUGCGCACCAUUUUUGCUUGAAAUUCUAUUUAAAAAAUACUCGAUUGUUCGCUAUUGCGAAUGAAAAGUUGAAAUAUUGCUGGUCGAAAAAAUAUCUCGAGUAAGGAGGAAAUUAAAAACGCAAGCGUUGGCUGUUGUACAGCCAUUUAUAGCGAAAAAGAGAAAGAGGAAAACUAAACGAUAGAACAACAAAGUAUUUGGGAGGCAUAAAGAACGAGCUAUAAGAUGA
Molecule: messenger RNA, 2378 nt
Organism: Osmia lignaria (orchard mason bee)
Lineage: Eukaryota; Metazoa; Arthropoda; Insecta; Hymenoptera; Megachilidae
Product: sodium/potassium/calcium exchanger 4
Biological process (GO): calcium ion transmembrane transport; intracellular calcium ion homeostasis
Cellular component (GO): plasma membrane
Molecular function (GO): calcium channel activity; calcium, potassium:sodium antiporter activity
Source: RefSeq, a predicted model, not a curated record